Macrosiphum euphorbiae (potato aphid) is the source of this 1119-nucleotide messenger RNA. Lineage: Eukaryota; Metazoa; Arthropoda; Insecta; Hemiptera; Aphididae. The record is from the annotation of a GenBank genome assembly.
AUGGAGUUCAGCGAUUCACUUCUUGGUUGUUACAUUUCUAAACCCAUUAACCUAAGACAAUUUAGAACUGAGAAUGCUUAUAAAGUUGAUCAAGUUAAAAUGUCAAAAGUCACUGAUCGUCUAGUAUAUGAAAAAUUGAAAUCAAUUAAUCCAGAUAUUGAUUUAACUGAUUUACCAGUAGAGGUAAAAAAAUGGGAUGAAGAAUUACAGAAAUAUAAUUUUCAAGAUAUUUUUGAUUCGCCAGAUUCAUUAUGUGCUCGUUAUGUAUUUCCUAUCUACGACACUAUUAGUAAUGAACUUCAAACGCAUAAUGUUAUGAAAAGUGAUUUCUAUCAGACUAAGAGAACUAAAUUAUAUACUCCUCUACCCAGCUUUACUCCAAGAGGAAAUAUUUUGCCAGGUGAAACUUUAUUAAUAACAGUUUCAAUUUAUUAUCCUUUUCAUUGGACGCAACAUCAAGUUCCUGAUGAAGCUGUUAUUCCACGUUGUCAAAAAACACUUCAAUUUUAUGACACACAAACUCUUUAUGAAUUGAAACAAGGAUUUAAAUGUGAAAAUGAAGAAAGUGAAAUCAGUGGCGAUAUAAGCAAAGACCCUCAUAAACCAUUAGAAUUCAUAGCAAACUCAGAUUUGAAGCAUGGAUUAUUUUACAUCAAUAACAAUUUAUAUGUCGACUCUUUACCUGAUAGAAGUACAUUGAUGCAUGCCGAAACAAUGAAAAGUUGGGCUAGUCGUAAUGGGCACACUAUUCAAAAUAUAUUAUCAAUGGAUACACAACUUUUAGACUUGGAGGUAUGCAUCGGUCAACCCUAUGUUUACCAACAUUUAGGACGUUGUGAACAUCUGUUUAUAUUUAAUGAAAUCAACAUUGCUAAAUCUAAUGAUUGUCUUGGUCAGUCCAAUUAUCCAAGAGUCAUAAGUGUAGCAAAGGACAAAUUAAAGAACUGUAUCUUUUGCAUAAAAAAUAUUGCUAGUAUUGUUAUGCUGAACGAUGAUGAAAGAACCCCAUUUACUGUAAAUCAUAUGUGUGAAUCUUGUUUUAAAUCAUAUAACUAUGAUCAUUUAGAUGAUAAAGUGUCGAAUUUUAAAGCUUAUAGAGGUAUAAAAUGGAAAAAAUAA